UAUAAAUCGUUAAUAUCAUUCCAAAACUGGAAUGAUAAUUAAAUGGAGUAAAAUUUGGACUAAAAUUUCGGUUAGGUUGUUACUUUCUAAAAAUCCUCAGUACUUAACUAUUCAAUGAUCUAAUGUCACUCGAAAAAUGAGAAAAUAUUUACUUCUUUCAUUGUGUCAUAACUUUAAACAAGACGUGCACUGUAUUUAUCUGUGUCGUAAUUGAUACUACUUUUAAAGAGAAUAAUGUAACUAUGAAAUAUGUGAAAUGUCGUAAUAAUGUAACUAUAUUCGUCGAAUCAUUCUAAAUGAAAUCAUCUACAGGUUAAUAUAACUAUGCAACGUGUUGAUUAUGAAAAGCAAUACCAGCAGGAGAGAACAACAAAAGAAAUGUUUCUAACACUCAAUGGCUUUGAGCGAGAAGAGGGAAGAUGAGAAAUAAUAAUUAUCAAUAAAGUGAUGUUCUAUGUAGCAAUCGAUGUUAAAAGACAUAAAUAUACAAGUGAUCAUCAUGACAGUGAUAUGAGACAAACUAAAUAACACAUGUAAAUAAAUAUUCAAAUAAUAAUUCGUCAAAAGACAAGACAGAUAAUCGUAGACAAGAACUUUAAUCGGGUCUAGGUUGGCAACAAGGUUCCGCAAGUUCGAGAACUUGUAUUGCGUCACAAGUAUUUCCAAGUGGGAAGGCAUGUGGGAGAUGAAAUUAAGUUAUUUAACGAUCAUUUUAAGUGCUCUACGAAGAGGAUGGAACACAAGCAUACCAAUUGACAGGAUGUAAGAGAUUCAGAGUAUCAAGGCCUCUCGAAGAUCAAAUUCAGAAUAUUUCUUGUGACAAAGUGCCCUAUAUAUAAAAUGCAAUUCCCACGAAGUUUUCUUCUGAUCCUCGGAAUGUUGAUAAUUUCGUACGCGAACGGAUGGACACCGUCAAAUAAGGGAUUCUACUCCGAGAAUCCACGGAGCAAUUCAUCCCUGCCAAAGUUGACAAUCGGCCUGAUAGUGCCUCACACAAAUUUUUUGGCACGAGAGUACAGCAAAGCCAUUAGCAAAGCUGUAACCGGUCUUCACCGAGGAAGAGGUUCACCGAAAUUCUCUUUUUUGGAAAAAUACCAGUUCAAUCAGUCACACAUAAAAAAUGUAAUGAUGGAAUUGACUCCAAGUCCGACAGCUAUACUGAACUCCCUAUGCACGAAGUUUCUCUCGGUCAACGUUUCGGCAAUCUUAUACCUCAUGAACUAUGAGCAGUACGGCCGCAGCACAGCAAGUACGCAGUAUUUCCUCCAGCUCGCCGGGUACCUUGGAAUCCCUGUGAUAGCGUGGAAUGCUGACAAUUCUGGUCUCGAGAGGAGAGCCUCGCAAAGCAGCCUGCAGCUGCAACUGGCGCCAUCGCUUGAACAUCAAACAGCGGCUAUGCUGAGCAUCCUCGAAAGAUACAAAUGGCAUCAAUUCAGCGUGGUUACGUCACAGAUCGCAGGCCACGAUGACUUCAUUCAGGCGGUCCGUGAACGAAUUUCCGACAUGCAAGAUACUUUCAAGUUUACAAUACUGAACGCGGUAUUAGUGACUAAACCGCAUGAUUUACUCGAGUUGGUGAAUAGUGAAUCCCGGGUAAUGCUACUCUACUCAACGAGGGAAGAAGCCACUCACAUUCUGACGGCUGCCCGAGAUCUCAAGAUUACUGGCGAAAAUUACGUGUGGGUUGUUACUCAAAGUGUCAUCGAGAAUCUACAAACACCAAAUCAAUUUCCAGUUGGGAUGCUCGGUGUCCACUUCGAUACGAGCAGUACAAGUCUUGUGAAUGAAAUCACAACUGCUAUAAAAGUUUACGCAUAUGGAGUGGAAGACUUUGUUAACGAUCCAAGUAACCGGAACCUGAGCUUAAAUACGCAACUGAGCUGCGAAGGAAUUGGGGAGUCACGUUGGCAUACAGGGGACACCUUUUUUAGAUAUUUGAAGAAUGUCUCCGUGGAAGGGGAUCAGGGCAAACCUAAUGUCGAGUUCACACAAGAUGGAGUUCUGAAAGCUGCUGAGUUGAAAAUAAUGAAUCUACGUCCUGGAGUAAGCAAGCAACUGGUCUGGGAAGAGAUUGGUGUAUGGAAGUCCUGGGAGAAGGAAGGUCUGGAUAUUAAGGAUAUCGUCUGGCCAGGAAAUUCUCAUACUCCCCCUCAGGGUGUUCCAGAGAAGUUUCACCUGAAAAUUACGUUCUUGGAGGAACCACCCUAUAUAAACCUAGCCCCACCAGAUCCUGUUACAGGAAAGUGCUCCAUGGAUCGUGGUGUCCUUUGUCGAGUUGCCAAGGAAUCAGACAUGGUGGAAGUGGAUGUACCAUCAGCUCACAGGAACGAGAGCUUCUAUCAGUGUUGCAGUGGAUUUUGUAUAGAUUUAUUGGAGAAAUUUGCUGAAGAAUUAGGAUUUACGUAUGAAUUGGUUCGCGUGGAAGAUGGUAAAUGGGGUACACUCGAGAAUGGCAAAUGGAACGGUCUUAUAGCUGACUUAGUGAAUCGCAAGACUGACAUGGUAAUGACUUCCUUAAUGAUUAAUUCCGAAAGGGAAGCUGUUGUUGAUUUUACGGUACCGUACAUGGAGACUGGUAUUGCUAUUGUAGUAGCGAAGAGGACUGGUAUCAUCUCUCCAACUGCCUUUUUGGAACCCUUCGAUACGGCUUCGUGGAUGCUUGUUGGGGCUCUGGCUAUUCAAGCUGCGACUUUCACCAUCUUCCUCUUCGAGUGGCUAUCGCCUUCUGGUUUCGACAUGAAGGUAAACCCUUCAGGCGCUCUGCGAAAACUGACAAAGCCCCGGCCGGUGUCAGACUAGGCAUCUUAAAUAAUGCAAACCCAGCUAGUAAUCAGCGUGCCACGCCAGUAUGUCAAACUACUAAACUACGUCACGAUGCACUCUCUCUCUACUAUGGAAGACUAUCGGGGUCCGAACUGGGCGUUUACCAGUAUCCCAAGAUGUAAACCUAAAUUCAGUUCAGUUAGUUUCAUGUUACUGUGACAGUUUCUUAAUAGAACCUCAUCAUUAUCCAAGAUGGAAUUACUGAUUGUGUUUAUUUUCUGUGAAUUUAAUGAACCGUAAAAGACUUCGAUCUCGUUAAACGUGUGUGCCAAACUGGUAAAUGCCACCGCUUGGGCAUAAUGAAUGAGCUUGUGCUUAGAAAACGGUCGACCCAGUGGUAAGUCGACAAUCAGGCAUACAUGUUUUA
Molecule: messenger RNA, 3190 nt
Organism: Cephus cinctus (wheat stem sawfly)
Lineage: Eukaryota; Metazoa; Arthropoda; Insecta; Hymenoptera; Cephidae
Gene: Nmdar2
Product: glutamate receptor ionotropic, NMDA 2B
Exons: 11
Coding region: 841-2799 (652 amino acids)
Biological process (GO): modulation of chemical synaptic transmission; synaptic transmission, glutamatergic
Cellular component (GO): postsynaptic membrane; plasma membrane
Molecular function (GO): transmitter-gated monoatomic ion channel activity involved in regulation of postsynaptic membrane potential; NMDA glutamate receptor activity
Source: RefSeq, a predicted model, not a curated record